Condylura cristata (star-nosed mole) is the source of this 1225-nucleotide messenger RNA. It is a transcript of the gene CHRAC1, whose product is annotated as chromatin accessibility complex 1. The transcript is spliced from 2 exons. The record is from RefSeq and is a predicted model, not a curated record. Gene Ontology annotation, molecular function: protein heterodimerization activity. Lineage: Eukaryota; Metazoa; Chordata; Mammalia; Eulipotyphla; Talpidae. Gene Ontology annotation, cellular component: CHRAC; nucleus. The annotation marks the transcript as partial.
GGGCCUGUGCCCCAGUUCUGCAUCAUAAAUCAAUCAGUCUUUAAGAAAACAAACGCUGGGUCUGUGGUAACCCCAGGGCCCCUCUUCUGUCCACUGCUGCAGGAGCUCUUUGUGCAGCAUCUGGCCGCCUGCUCCUACAGACACGGCAGUGGGAAGGACAGGAAAGCCCUCACGUACAGCGACUUGGCAGGCACUGCGGAGCGGACCGAAACAUUCCAGUUUCUCGCAGAUAUACUGCCACGGAAGAUUCUGGCCAGCAAAUACCUGAAAAUGCUAAAAGAGAAGAGGGAAGAGGACGAAGGGGAGGACGCCGCCGCCGCCGCCAGUGACGGUGAAGCGGAGCCCUAGGCCAAAGCGCUUCAAGAAUCAGCCUGCGGCGAGGGCCGCGGGAGCACGGCACUGCCUUCCCUGGCACCAGGAGCCUGGGCAGCUGCACCCCAGCCGAGGAGUGGCGCCCACCAGCCUGCAGCCGCAGCCUGAGGCUCUGGAGGCAGAGGGUGGGGUUCACUUUAGUCUCCUGUGGGUGCUGAAAGCUCCCGCUGCAGGUGUGUAAAUGCCUGUGUAUUUGGAAAUUCUGUAAACAGCUUGGUUGAGCCUUAGCUAAACGCGGAGUCUGUGGGUCGCGUGUUACAUUUACAUUUUUGUAUUUCAAAAAACCUUUUUGACUGUCCAGUUCCAUCUUUUAAACUGUAAGCAAGUAAGUUUUUCUCAGGAAGAACUGGACAAGUUUUCACAGUAAAAUUUGGGAGACUGACUCGUCCUGCAGCUGUUCUGGGUCCUGCUCACUCCUGGACCUGAGCGACCGCAGAGGAAGGCUUUCCCGCGCUGUUCUCCCAGAGGUGAAGUCCAAGCCGAACUGUUGGCGCGAAGCCACUUUCCUCUGUGUGAGCAGACUUUUCUGGCGUGUGCGGCGCUCGCUCCCGCUUGCUGCCCUGUCUGCGCGUCCACAGGAAUCGCUUUUACUCUCUACGGAGAGAACGGGCCGCCUGCCCUGACUUUAAGCCAUAAUUUCUUGCCCACAGGGUAAGCUUUUGACACUUUCCACUCCUAAAGGGCAGAAUUCACUUCCUGUACAGUCGCCCUUCAGGGCCAGGCCGGUGGGCGUGCUCCAGCGACGGCGCCCGCAGUCCGCCGCCCGCCACUGCCCGUUGGCGUUAGUCUUGUCCUCAGGCCACCACUGUACUCUGUCCUUCCUGUGUUCUGAGUUUAAAAUAAAAGACUUCAA